CAUUCAAAGUUACUCUCACUUUUCUUUGCAUCGUGAAACGUUUCUGUAGUGUUUAUAAGGAAUCAAGUACGUGAUAUAAGUAGUAGUGCAGUUUCUCUAGACAGGAUUGAAGACGUUGAACAAUAUGCGAUUUUCAAAAGCAUGGAUAAUCCUUCUUCUGAGCGGAGCCUCGAUAUUACAACAAAUUGAUGGAAGAAGGGUUCAAAUACAGCGGCCCCUUCCUGAAGACGAGGAUGAACAGGAAACAGUCAAUUAUUACGCAGCUGAACCCCAAGAUAGUCAAGGUUCAGUUGUACUUGUUUCAUCUGCCGAUAGAUAUAAUGGACUCUACGGUCAACAGUCUGCUACGUCUAGAAGGAUAGAAAAUGACUACAACUCAAGAGCUCCAGCUAGAACACAAGAAACUAGGGUUAAAGAGACCCCUAAAACACCUCCAGUUCAAACUAUCAGAAACUAUAAUAAGGUUAACGAUGACGGGUCAUUUACUUUCGGGUAUGAAGCAGCUGAUGGAAGUUUCAAGGAAGAAACUAGAGGUACCGACUGUGUCGUGAGAGGUAAAUACGGCUAUGUUGAUCCGGAUGGUAAUAAAAGAGAGUUUACAUAUGUUUCUGGAAAUCCAUGUGACCCCAAUGCUCCCAAAGAUCAGGAUGAACAGGAUGAGAGUAACGAAACCGAAAACGAAAACGUUCCUGCUAACUAUCCCACAAGGCCGAUCCAGCCUUUGAGAAGACCUGCAGCUCCUAAACCAGCUGUAACGUUGUUCCAAAACACCUACGCUCAAGAGGAAGAACAGCCUGAACCUGAGCAACUCCUAAGACCAUCCUCUCAGCAGCCCAUUCAACGUCCAACAUAUGUAUCCACUCCGCACUAUUUACAACAGACUCCAGCUGACCAGGAAUACCAGGUUUAUAAGAAACCUCAACAUUUAUCGACUACAACGCCAGCCUCCAUAAUCUACAGGUCAAGUGUUCGUCCAGUUACUAUCACUCCCAGACCGAUAACGCACAGUUCAUCUUCAAGGGCACCACAGUUACCUGCUACUACUUACAGACCACAAGUAUACCAAGUUUCAGUCACCCCACGACCGACGCCAUUGUUGUAUAAUACACAGUCACAGUCAUUAGCGUCAUCCACCAACUCACCAGACAGGAACCUAGGCUUUGAACAAGAAUUCCAAAGGUUCCAACAGGAGAAUAACAUUUUAUCUUCUACCUCCACUCCAAUCGUCAAUGAAGUGACAACACCCAGACCAAAAACCCUACAGACGCCCGGCCAAGUUUAUUCAACUGCUCUGGUCUACGAUCCCGCAUCUGGGCAGUACAAUAACCAGAUUUACCAGACCCUGCCACAAAGCGAUGGAGACUUUGUAUUGAAGCAGAAAAUACAACCUUAUGUUCAAAGGCCACGUCCCCAAGUUUUGAAUAUCCAACAGUUGCAGCAACAAAGCCCCCUGUAUUCACAAAAUCUCAGGCCACAGCCCGUGAACUCACAGGCUGCUUACCAGGCUCAACAAGCUGAAUUACAAUUCCAAAACUCUGCUCAACUCUAUGCCCAGCAACAAAGGACAAGAGCAGAACAGGAACAGCAGAAGCAACAAGCGAUACAGCAACCUGUGUACUAUAUUCAACCUUCCGCUAGCAACAUAGGAGCGUUGGGUUCGAGCCAAAUCGAUGCAUUUUUGAGGGGACACAAUAUCCAGUUUUGAGUGACCUUGAGGAAGAGGACUGUGUGAAAUGUUGUGACGACACGAUAUUAAAAUAUUUAUUUCUUAUAGUGUUGCCAAAAUGAUGAUUUUUGUUGAAUUUUAAAGAGAAAUAUCGAUGUCUGAUUGUGAGCGCACAGUAUUUAUGUUACUUUCUUAUUUUUUAAAUGUUUUCAAAAAUAAAAUACUAAUGAAAACUA
Leptinotarsa decemlineata (Colorado potato beetle) is the source of this 1902-nucleotide messenger RNA. RefSeq lists its product as uncharacterized. The record is from RefSeq and is a predicted model, not a curated record. Gene Ontology annotation, cellular component: chitin-based extracellular matrix. Lineage: Eukaryota; Metazoa; Arthropoda; Insecta; Coleoptera; Chrysomelidae. Gene Ontology annotation, molecular function: structural constituent of chitin-based larval cuticle.